UCUGUAUGGAAUUACCUGCGCCCGCGGCGGGGCUGGCAGCGGUGGAUGGAUGGGCGCCGCGGCACUAGCGGCCAACUCAGCCCCAGGAGUAAACACGGGGCUUCUCCGGCCGAGUACGCAGUGUGGUGACCGGCACUCGCCUUGCUGACUGAUCGCACAGGAGGGAUAUUGCGGGAGACUCCUGAGGGAAGCAGUCACAGAAAGACAGAAGAUGAAAGUUCCUAUUCCCAACUUGAUUGUCUUGUAUGCUACUGUAACUCAGAGCUUGAAGGUUGUGACCAAAAGGGGAUCAGAGCUCUGAAGUUCUGACAAGCUGUGAGCAGUUCUUCAAUCAGCUGAUGGAUGCACUGAUUGGUCUGUGGAUUACAAGAAAUAUCAAGUUCUAGUGGGAGAACCUGUUCGUAUAAAAUGUGCACUCUUUUAUGGAUAUAUUAGAGCUAAUUACUCCCUUGCGCAAAGUGCUGGACUUAGUUUGAUGUGGUACAAAAGCUCUGGACCUGGGGAUUUUGAGGAACCUAUAGCUUUUGAUGGAACUAGAAUGAGCAAAGAAGAAGACUCCAUUUGGUUCCGACCAACAAUGGUACAAGACAGCGGGCUCUAUGCAUGUGUGAUAAGAAACUCAACUUACUGUAUGAAAGUGUCCAUUUCAUUGAUGGUGGGUGAAAAUGACACUGGACUCUGCUACAAUUCAAAGAUGAAAUAUUUUGAAAAAGCUGAACUUAGCAAAAGCAAGGAAAUCUCAUGCCCUGAAAUUGAGGAUUUUUUAUUUCCUUUUAGAGAGCCUGAAAUUCUGUGGUAUAAGGAAUGCAAGUCAAAGACAUGGAGAUCAAGUAUUGUGUUUAAAAAGGAUACUCUUGUCAUUCGGGAAGUUAGAGAGGAUGACAUUGGAAAUUACACUUGUGAGUUGAAAUACGGAUUCUUUGUUGUCAGAAGAACUACAGAAUUAACAGUUACAGCACCACUAACAGAUAAACCACCGAAGCUUUUGCAUCCCUUGGAGAGUAAGCUAACAAUUCAGGAGACCCAGUUAGGCAGUUCUACUAAUCUAACCUGCCGAGCUUUCUUUGGGUAUAGUGGAGAUGUCAGUCCUUUAAUCUACUGGAUGAAAGGGGAGAAGUUUAUUGAAGAUUUGGAUGACAGUCGAGUCUGGGAAAGUGACAUCAGGGUUCUCAAGGAACAUCUUGGGGAACAGGAGGUUUCCAUCUCAUUGAUUAUUGACUCUGUGGAAGAGGCAGACCUGGGGAAUUACUCAUGCUAUGUCGAGAAUGGAAAUGGACGCCGGCAUGCCAGUAUUCUUCUACAUAAAAGGGAGCUGAUGUACACAGUUGAGCUUGCUGGUGGACUUGGUGCUAUUCUGCUGCUGCUCGUUUGUUUAGUGACUAUCUACAAGUGUUACAAGAUAGAGAUUAUGCUCUUCUACAGGAAUCAUUUUGGAGCUGAAGAACUAGAUGGAGACAACAAAGACUACGAUGCAUAUCUAUCUUAUACCAAAGUGGAUCCUGACCAGUGGAAUCAAGAAACUGGAGAAGAAGAAAGAUUUGCUCUUGAGAUCCUACCAGAUAUGCUUGAAAAGCAUUAUGGAUAUAAGUUGUUCAUACCAGACAGAGAUUUGAUUCCCACAGGAACCUACAUUGAAGACGUGGCAAGAUGUGUAGACCAAAGCAAGCGACUGAUCAUCGUUAUGACUCCAAAUUAUGUGGUAAGAAGAGGCUGGAGCAUCUUUGAACUGGAAACGAGGCUUCGAAAUAUGUUAGUCACGGGUGAAAUCAAAGUGAUACUGAUUGAAUGCAGUGAACUGCGAGGAGUUAUGAACUACCAGGAGGUUGAGGCCCUAAAACAUACCAUCAAGCUCCUCACUGUCAUUAAAUGGCAUGGACCAAAAUGCAACAAGUUGAAUUCCAAGUUCUGGAAACGUUUACAGUACGAAAUGCCUUUUAAGAGGAUUGAACCCAUCACACACGAGCAGGUUUUAGAUGUUAGUGAGCAGGGGCCCUUUGGGGAACUGCAGACAGUCUCUGCAAUUUCCAUGGCUGCUGCCACCUCCACUGCUCUUGCCACUGCCCAUCCAGACCUGCGCUCCACCUUUCAUAACACAUAUCAUUCACAGAUGCGCCAGAAACACUAUUAUCGAAGCUAUGAAUACGAUGUACCUCCUACCGGCACCCUGCCACUUACCUCAAUAGGUAACCAGCAUACCUACUGCAACAUCCCUAUGACACUUAUAAAUGGGCAGCGGCCGCAGACAAAAACUAACAGGGAGCAGAAUCCAGAAGAGGCUCACACAAACAGUGCGAUACUGCCCCUCUUGCCACGGGAGACCAGUAUAUCAAGUGUUAUUUGGUGACCGAAAUGCAAGGGGCUGUCAACAACCUUGAGUAGGAGCUGAGUCUGCAGUCCGGUGCCUGGAACUACAUCCUCAACUGCUGCUGUUAAACAUGCAUUACAAUCAAUUAACAUACGAGGAAAAACAGGGUCUUGUACAUACGGUUUUUGCAAUUUCUUUGUAGCAUCAGUCUUCCUGUUUUACCCAUGUCUCUUUCCAUUUGCAUUUUCAACUUUGUUUUAUAUGUCAUUGGAAUUUGUAUAUUUACAUUUUUUUAAAUGAAGAGACUAAUGUAUAGAUAGGAAAAUUUUUUGCUUCAUUAGUAUAGUUUUAGACUUCCUGUUUGUUUGUUUUUAACCUCUCUUGGGAAUGCUUGGACAAAGUUAUGUUGAUAUCAGAAGCACCAUCCAUUUUGUUGGCCUAUCUAGCCUGAUUUCUGAAGGCCAUGCCUGCUGCAGUUCACCUCUUUCAGAGAAUAUUUGUUCUUAGAAGGACCCCGUCCUUCACUGAGAUCUCCAGCUUCAUUUCUACUCCUGUAAUGUGCACUGCUCCUUCCCUGCCCUUACAAUGACCCUCAUUCGGGGUAACACUGCAGUCUGAUCAUCUAACAUGUAACUUAGUAGAUACCUGUCAAACAACAGAAUAUACCCAAUCUCUAUCGGUUGCUUCACAGUAGUCACUACAGAGUCUGUAGAAACUAGAGAUGGUUUGGUUUUUGCUUUCUUGGGUUUGUUUGUUUUUUUUUUAAUUAUUAUUUUCAGAAUGAGUUGAUUGUAUCCCUUUUAUAAAUAUAAAAGCAAACCCUAUUUUUAACACUUCCUGGAAAAGUAUUAAUGUGGUUGUGGAUUUUAUUUUUAAGCAUUUUUCUUCCCCCCCCUUUCAAAAUCCUGCAAAUAAGACCAUUUACGAUUGUAAGGCAAAUAAGAAAAGUGAGGCAAUAGGCACAGAAGUGCAAUAUCUUGCUGAUAUUUAUAGUGAUGACUUCCAAACCAAAGGGGAAUAAAAGGCAGUGUUGUAGAUGGUUUGUCACUUUGUAUUAUAGAAAGUGUUAUUUUCUAAAAAAGUAAGAGCAAAACAUUAUUUUGCUGUGGAUUACAGAGUCCCCUUGUAUUUUAAUGUUUAAAAACCCCUGUAUUAUUUGCUUUAAAAUCAUAUAUUCAGGAUUAAGAAAUCUUCUUUCAUUUGGUUUUAGCUUGUAACAAAAAUUAAGACUUUCUUAAUUUCAAAAUAAUUUUAGUGAGAACUCAGGCAGGAAAAAAAUGACAUGAAUAUCAACAAAUAUAAUUGUUUUCAAAAUAAACUUUAUUUAUACAAAAUUAAUAUUUAAAUCAGACCUGGAAGUAUUAAAAAAAUAUUCACUUUAAUGAAUAAAUAGUUUUAUUUUUUAUGUAUGAUUCUAUCUUUGAGGAGUUGUAAAUAAUGCAUGUACCAUGGCUGCCAGGGAGGAAAAAAAACCCCACUAGAUUUAUAUGUGGACAUCUUUAAGGCAAUAAGCAUCUUACUCAUACUUGCAUUUUAAACAACAGAAAAGGCUUUUCUGGUUUUAGAAAGAGACAGGAGCAGUGUUGUAUCUCUAUAACAUAUCCAGGCCAAGCUCUCUGCUAGUCUCUGCUAGCAGAAGCAGAGGAGCUGGGGUUACUCGUUGCAGCACACUGUCAUAGAGUCAUGGGUUUGAUUUGCCCUGGCAGAAACGUAACUGGUAUCCUGACAAACAGACCUUAUAGUCUAUUUAUGUGAUUAAUUUUCUUUAUGUAUUUUUAUGGUAGCUAAAUAAUAUUGACCAAUAUAAUGGAUAUGUGGGGCUUUCUCACUGUCACAAUGAGAAAAGUACAGCUUAUAAUACUUUGGUCUUCUUAAUGAAAAGUGAUGGGUAGAGAGUGGGUAAACUGCAGUGUGGAGGAUGUUUGUGGGAGCAAUCCAGAACUGACAGUGUGGGAGGAAAUGACUGUGCUCCUGUUGUGAAAGUCAAGAAAUCUCAGUAUCUGCAUAACAACCUAACAGAGCUUUGGGAUGUGUACUGAUUUUUAGUUGCUUAAAAAUGUUUAUUUCUCCGACAAUUUGCUUUUCUACAAUCUGUUCUUUACUAUGGCGUCUCCCUCUGGACAUGUGCCAAACAUCCACAAAAUGGAAAUGAAGCUGCCAGGCCACAUAAAAUUUUAAGAGAGCUUUGCACAUUUGAUUAUUUUCAUAGUGUAAGAAAGAAAGCUAGUAUUUAUUUGCUUCUACAGACACCUGUCAGGCACCGAUGGCAUUUUCCUUCAUUCAUCUGUAUGCCAAAUACCCCAGUAUCCCAUGAAAGCAAUGCAUUAUUUUUUUCCCCUUUCCUUCCUCUUUAACUUGGCAUAAAGACUGGGAUGUGAAAUAAAUGUAGGAUGCAACUAUCUGAUCACAGUCAUAUUUAGAUGAUUGGUAGGCAAUCCCUCAUGGGGAGUACUUUUCUGUUGUUCUAUUUUUAGUGUAGAUUUAAGCACUUUGAAUAGCAUGAUUCAGGGAUUGACAGAUACUCUUUGAUAUUCACACUACGUAAAAAUUUUUCUUAUAAUGUUUUGUUAUAUUAAACAAAAGAAAAACGAAAAAAAAAAGAAAAAAUCAACUACAAAACAAAACCUAAAACAAAUGGAGAAGCUGCCUAUGGCUUUAGAAACAUUCCUCUUUAGAAUUCCUCCUCUAUGAACAGCUUUGUGCAGGAAAUAGUGAAGAGAACUGUUUUGUGUUCACAUGCUCUAUGUUUGCAAAAAGUUGCUUGAAUGCAAAAUAAAAUGAAAAAGAAAA
Messenger RNA from Pezoporus flaviventris, 5095 nucleotides. It is a transcript of the gene IL1RAPL1, whose product is annotated as interleukin 1 receptor accessory protein like 1. The transcript has 12 exons. The record is from RefSeq and is a predicted model, not a curated record. NCBI's taxonomy places the organism in Eukaryota, Metazoa, Chordata, Aves, Psittaciformes, Psittacidae. Gene Ontology annotation, biological process: negative regulation of exocytosis; signal transduction. Gene Ontology annotation, molecular function: interleukin-1 receptor activity. The coding region runs from base 476 to 2344 and encodes 622 amino acids.